AUGGGAUCAAAUAAGGGUGCCUAUAUUGCGCUUAGUGUAAACAAGGAAGAAAUAGAAGAAGCUAAUGAAAAGCCUACAACUGUUAGCGGAAAUUUAAAGAUUAUGUGGGAGGAAGCAACAUCUUCAUCAGCUGAUGAAGAAGAGGAAGAAGAGUUCUAUUUCCCCGAAUUCAAAGCUACACUUCCAACUAAUGCUGGUAUUUACACCGAGAAGAAUGUUCAUCAAAAUUUCCCUAGUUCACCAAAAUCAUAUGCACCAUCUUUGGCAUGGUGGGUAAUUCUGUUAAUUGUCCUUUUCGCUCUCAUUAUCGUUACUAUUAUUAGCCUCGUUCUUUUCUAUUUCGUUUUCAAUAAAGCAAGUAAUGCUUCAGAGCAGGUCUAA
Molecule: messenger RNA, 381 nt
Organism: Trichomonas vaginalis G3
Lineage: Eukaryota; Parabasalia; Trichomonadida; Trichomonadidae
Product: glycoprotein 38 family
Exons: 1
Coding region: 1-381 (126 amino acids)
Source: RefSeq, a predicted model, not a curated record